Bufo gargarizans (Asiatic toad) is the source of this 1039-nucleotide messenger RNA. RefSeq lists its product as uncharacterized. The transcript has 2 exons. The coding region runs from base 193 to 927 and encodes 244 amino acids. Lineage: Eukaryota; Metazoa; Chordata; Amphibia; Anura; Bufonidae. The record is from RefSeq and is a predicted model, not a curated record.
UAUAACUGACGUCUAUUGGUGGCAAAUUCUAUACAAUAAAUAUUAUUAUUUCAUUCAUUUCAAUUCGAGUGCCGUGAAUUAUUCUAUGAUAUUAUCGGAGGCAAUCUCCAUCACUGAGCACCGAAGAUACCAAGUGGAGUGCCAGCCAUCACUUCUAUUUAUCUUCAGCUUUUUGAGCUUGAGCACCUACUCAUGUCUGCUUCUACCUUUUCAUAUGAUACCAUUACUGCUGAUGGGAUUGUAUCACAGAUCACCACUCCAAGCGAGUUUCUUCACAUCUCUCAUAGCGAAUUCCGCACACGUGAUUGGGAACGUGAAUCAAAAAGACUAAUUGCAUCAGAAUUACAUUGCGUCACAUUGGCUGAAUGCUAUAAAAAUGGGAGAAUACCGAGGGGACUAAGGGUACAUUUACGCCCUAACCUGUUUCCAUCUAAUAAGGAAUAUUGCAAUAAAUUUGAAACCAUAUUGAAUAAAUGUUCAAUGGACAUUAUUGUUCUAAGUAUUGAGUAUCUACAAAAGUCUAUCUCAGAGACCCGUGACAAAAUUGCAACGAUUGAGGCACAACUUGUUUCUACCACCUCUACACAGGAAUGGAAUGAUCUAAAGAAGAAGACCGAGAAAAUACUGGAGGAUCAUAGAAAAUAUAUUGAACAAACAAAGCGGGCCAAAUUCACCCGAGAUACAGAAGAGUAUCAAUUAAAUCGCAUUUAUCGCUGGCAAUGGCAAGAAUCGGAAUCUCAUGGUUAUCAACAAUUUGGGGAUUAUGCUUCCUCCUCGUCUGGGAGCGACAGGUCCUCACGGCGCAGACCAUAUCGUUUUUUUUCCCCGGCGAGGCCACAGAACCAGAAGACGCCUGCAAGGAUACGCAGGGGACGACACUCCCGACAAACCAGAACCCUCAAUGAUUCUGACCAGGUCACAGACUAAAUGAUAAUGUCCGAAGGUAGGAUUAUUAUCUAUUAUCUUUUAUGGAACUACAGUUUCUUGACCAUGCUCGUUUGAUUUAAUUAACUAAUCUAUUAAUAUUAAUGUCAAUUAA